Cladocopium goreaui is the source of this 1393-nucleotide messenger RNA. Lineage: Eukaryota; Dinophyceae; Suessiales; Symbiodiniaceae. The record is from the annotation of a GenBank genome assembly.
GCAGGUUUCAACUUCAAAUUAGUGAGGUUGCCGUGCAAAUGUGCCAUGGGCCGGAAACGUGCGCCUGGAGAAGCGGAAGGUCCAAAUGGCCUAAGCCCCGAAGAUGAAGCAGCUGCAAUGGCAGCUGGCAUUUUACUUCCAGGGGGUGUUACUCCAGGCUCUUCACCUUCAGUGCCAUCCACUGGGCCAGGUGCAGUGCCUGCGAUUCCCGGUGUGCCUGGUGUGCCUGGUGUACCAGGGGUACUUGGGGUGCCUGGCAUUCGCCCCAUGAGUAUUCCAAAUCUGCCUCCAGGAGUGCCCCCUGUGCCGGGUGUGCCUGGUGUGCCUGCUGUGCCCGGCAUGCCACCCUUGCCGCCAGGCUUGCCAGGAGUGCCAGGGCUGGGUGCACUUCCUCCGGGCCUUCCCUCAGGGAGCUUUCCGCCGCUGCCGGGGUUACCGAAUUUGCCAAACUUCCCGGGGUUGGGAGCAGCUCUGCCCCCGAACAUCGCCAGUUUAGUGCCAGGCUUAAAAGCUCCCCCACCGGCUCCUACCCGGCCACCGCCCGGUGCGCCUGGCUUCAACCCGAACUUGGACACCGAGUCGUUAGCACAGCUCCGGUUUCAACAAGUUGCUGCAGAAUAUGAGCAGAUCAAGACGGCUGGCAUUGAUCCGCAGGUCACAGAGCUUGCCGAACACUUUGGCCUUGAUGAGCGAGUGACGCGCCUCUUGGAUGAGGAAAUGAAGAAAAGGCGGAAAACCUUCGAAGAGGAUCUGCAGGCGCUUUGGGUUGGUUUAGAAGGAGCAAAAAAUCCAGCAGGCAUGGUGAUGAUGAGGCUGAAAGAUAUGCGAAACGGAAUCUUUCGAGGAAUGUCUGCAAUGGGAAAGAAAGUGCAGGAAUAUGCCAAGAGGUAUCGACUAGACACGCAGGCCGGUAUCCGUUUGGCAGAGGUCUUGGAACAACGUGAAGAUCCAGAUGGCGAUUUAGCCAAGAUUGCCCGUCACUUGGAACGAUCCAACAAACCUUCCUCCUUGGUGAUGAUGAUGCUUCGAGACCUCAGGGAUGGCAAGCCUGUGAAGGAUCCUGAGUACGCUGCUGCAAUCGGAAGCAAGCUCCAUGAGAAGGAGAUACGCGAGACAAAGACUGACGAACGGCCCAAACGUGAUCGCCGCGACGGCCGCGACGGGGGCGGCGGCCGCGAGGGUCGUGAGGGCCGCGACAACCGCGAAGGCCGUGAUGGUCGUGAGGGACGUGAGCGUAGUCGCAGUCGCCGGCGUGACAGGCACCGCAGCCGCAGCCGCCACCGUUCAGAUCGCAGGGACGAUCGAGAGCGAAGGGAUCGACAGGCUGAUAAGUCCGAUCGACAGGCUGAUAAGUCCGAUCGACAGGCUGAUAAGUCCGAAAAUUGAUGGAAAA